Molecule: messenger RNA, 1386 nt
Organism: Medioppia subpectinata
Lineage: Eukaryota; Metazoa; Arthropoda; Arachnida; Sarcoptiformes; Oppiidae
Source: the annotation of a GenBank genome assembly
AUAGGCGGUGCCGGUGGUAAAGGGACGUGGGGUAGACCUGGAAGUGAAUUGGUUGGUGUGGAGGAGGGCCUCGAAGACCCACACGAUCCUAACUAUGACUCUGACAGUGAGGACGUUUGCAAAUUUGAAGCCAUAACUCCUCCGCUCGAAGAGAAUGAAAUCGAGACCGCUUUGACUCCCAUUUUGAGCGAAUACUUCGAAAAUGGAGACACCGAUGAAGUGGCGCUUUCUAUUGAAGAGAUCAAUUUGGGAGAGAAUUUGCAUCAAAUUCUUGUGAUAGCGGUUACGCUCGCGAUGGAGAGGAAGGCCUCUAAUCGAGAGAUGACUUCAGUCCUCAUUUCUGACUUAUACGGACGCGUUCUCCACGAGGAGGACAUCGAACGAGGCUUUGAUAUAUUGCUGAAUAGUCUUCCAGAUCUGGUGUUAGACACUCCCAACGCGUCGACAGUGUUGGGUAAUUUCAUCGCUCGCGCGGUGGCCGACGAUUGCAUUCCUCCGAAGUUUGUGCGCCGAUACAAAGGUGUGGUGGAGUGCGCUCAGGCGCGUCUGGCCAUCGAACACGCGGACAUUCUCCUCAGUAUGAAACACGGUUUGGUUAAACUGGACAGCGUGUGGGGCGUCAGCGGAGGCAUGAGACCAGUCAAGUAUUUGAUAAAACAGAUCCAAUCACUUCUCAAGGAAUUCCUAUCGUCGGGAGACAUCGAAGAGGCCACGCGUUGUCUCCAAGAGCUCGAAGUUCCGCACUUUCAUCACGAGUUCGUCUUCGAAGCAGUCGUUUUGAUCAUUGAAGACAUGGGCGAGAGAGCUAUGGAUCUCAUUUGCGCUCUUCUCAAGUCUCUCUCCGCUUCAGCGAUCGUCACUUUGGAUCAGUUGAAAAAUGGCUUUUAUCGGGUGUUUGAGGAGAUGCCGGAAAUAAGCAUAGAUGUGCCGCUCGCCUACACUAUGCUCGAGAAGUUUGCGCUGAAGUGUCAAAAGGAAGGCUUUAUUCCGAACGAUGUCCUCAAGAAUUUGCCCUCGAGGGGACGAAAGCGUUUUGUGUCGGAAGGAGACGGCGGACGGGUUAAGGACGACGUUUACUGAACGGAUACCAAAUGAAAGACAUAAUCUAUAUCUCAAAAAUGCAUUCAAUUGUCUCUUUAUAUAAUUUUUGGCCAAAAUUCUAUUGAUAUAACUGUUCGUAAUUAUCCAAUAAUUUAAACGCUAUUUUUGGGAUAUAAAUCGGUUUUUGUGUUUUAAUUCAUGAUUAUUUGUUUACCUUUCAAGUCAUAUAAUAUAAAAACAAAUUCACUUAAGAAUAGAAAAACAAAAAACAAUAAAAAAAUAAAAUAAAAAUCAAUUAUUAUAUAAAAAGCAUUAAAAGAUGAGAUGAUGUCUGAAAAUGUAAAA